AUGACUGCUACUUUAGAAAGACGCGAAAGCGCAAGCCUGUGGGAACGUUUCUGUGCUUGGAUUACUAGUACUGAAAACCGUCUAUAUAUUGGUUGGUUUGGUGUACUAAUGAUACCAACACUACUAACAGCUACAUCUGUAUUCAUCAUUGCAUUCGUUGCUGCACCUCCAGUUGACAUCGAUGGUAUCCGUGAACCAGUUGCAGGUUCUUUACUUUAUGGUAAUAACAUCAUUUCUGGUGCUAUUAUACCUAGUUCUGCAGCAAUUGGUAUUCACUUUUAUCCUAUUUGGGAAGCUGCAUCUUUAGAUGAGUGGCUAUAUAAUGGUGGCCCAUAUGAACUAAUUGUUCUUCACUUUAUUUUAGGUGUAUGUUGCUAUAUUGGUCGUGAAUGGGAAUUAAGCUACCGUUUAGGUAUGCGCCCUUGGAUCUCAGUUGCUUUUACAGCUCCUGUAGCAGCAGCAGCAGCAGUAUUUCUUGUUUAUCCAAUUGGUCAAGGAAGCUUCUCUGAUGGUAUGCCUUUAGGCAUCUCUGGUACAUUCAAUUUUAUGCUUGUUUUCCAAGCUGAGCAUAACAUUCUAAUGCAUCCUUUCCACCAAUUAGGUGUAGCAGGUGUAUUUGGGGGUUCUUUAUUUAGUGCUAUGCAUGGUUCUCUUGUAACUUCUAGUUUAAUUCGUGAGACAACUGAAAACGAAUCAGCUAACAAUGGUUACAAGUUUGGUCAAGAAGAAGAAACUUAUAAUAUUGUUGCAGCUCAUGGUUACUUUGGACGUUUAAUUUUCCAAUAUGCUAGUUUUAACAACUCUCGUUCGCUACAUUUCUUCUUAGGUAUGUGGCCUGUUGUAGGUAUUUGGUUUACAGCAAUGUCUGUUAGUACUAUGGCUUUCAAUUUAAAUGGUUUCAACUUCAAUCAAUCAGUUGUUGAUAGCCAAGGCCGUGUAAUUAAUACUUGGGCAGAUAUUUUAAACAGAGCUAAUUUAGGUAUGGAAGUAAUGCAUGAACGUAAUGCACAUAAUUUUCCUCUAGAUUUAGCGUCUGGUAACUCAUUACCAGUAGCUCUAGUUGCACCAGCUGUUAAUGGUUAG
Molecule: messenger RNA, 1083 nt
Organism: Chondrus crispus (carragheen)
Lineage: Eukaryota; Rhodophyta; Florideophyceae; Gigartinales; Gigartinaceae
Source: the annotation of a RefSeq genome assembly